Molecule: messenger RNA, 681 nt
Organism: Penicillium malachiteum
Lineage: Eukaryota; Fungi; Ascomycota; Eurotiomycetes; Eurotiales; Aspergillaceae
Exons: 1
Coding region: 1-681 (226 amino acids)
Source: RefSeq, a predicted model, not a curated record
AUGAUCCGUUUAAUAGCCACAAUCAGCGCUGUGCUGACGGGCUCAUCGGUGCUGUACUUCUUGGUAUUUCACCAGAGACUGUCAUCCCGCAUCGAACAUACAUCCCAGAAAGGCGCCCUAUCCAAGAGUUCAAAGCCGGUAACAAUCAACUCAAUACCACAAUCUGUAUUCACGGACCAAUAUUUUGCGCUUCAUGAUCGCGCAUCGAAAUCUGUACUUCGCGAGUCUCUUCCUUGCAGCAUUCCAACAGAGUUACUCUUCACCAAACUUGCUCGACGAAAUAUGACCAUCUUUACUCAUUUCCCUCAAGCUUUGAUGAUUCGACUUAUGAGUAAGAGCUCAGAAGAAAAGAGAAGCUUUAAAGCAUCGCAUAUCUCCUCCCUUGAUUUCCAUGAAGGGGACUUGGUUUGUGGUGUGUAUCGUGUUGUUGCGCGGAGCAGCAAUAAAGUGGAGUUCGAAAUAAAGCUGAAGGGUAUGGACUUUGUGAAUGGUCGACUUGCUCUCAGCUUCAAGGAGGAGGGUGAUGCUGUGGUCUUUUGUACUGAGACAGUUAUGUGGCGACGCGUGGAUGAGAAACAGACUAUGCCGCUGGAGAAACCUGUACUACGUUGGAUGCACGAAACAGCAGCUUGGUGGUUGAUUGAUUCAGGGGUUAAGUAUUUGACAGAGUUGGAAACAUGA